Messenger RNA from Folsomia candida, 1798 nucleotides. RefSeq names its product SAC3 domain-containing protein 1. The record is from RefSeq and is a predicted model, not a curated record. The coding region runs from base 285 to 1697 and encodes 470 amino acids. The transcript is spliced from 8 exons. Gene Ontology annotation, biological process: spindle assembly; centrosome duplication. Gene Ontology annotation, cellular component: spindle; centrosome; nucleus. NCBI's taxonomy places the organism in Eukaryota, Metazoa, Arthropoda, Collembola, Entomobryomorpha, Isotomidae.
ACGCAAGUGAAGUAUGUAAAACCGACGGGUGAUGGAUUUUACUUGUUCAAAGACAAUGGUUUCACACUGUGUAGCUCAUCGUCUCACAAGUUCAGCUUUGUUAAAAAAUCUAUAGGCCGGGAAGUCGUAGUUUGUUGCACAAUGGUUGCACAAUAAUUUUAAGAUUUUCAUAAGAAUACACUUGCACGAUGGAGUAAGACUUGAAAUGGAAAUUGAGUCGACGUGAAGCCAAUAAAAGAUUUUGGUAAUUGGAGUACAUUCAAGUUAGGAUAAAAAACCUGGAAAUGCGAAGUUAUCACCAGCAUGACACCAGCAGAGGGACCAACACUAUGGAAGGUCAAAAUUAUGGUGGUCCUGACAGAGACACGAAUUGGAGAAGACCGGCAACUACUCAUAACUCGGCUGGGGACAGUAGUUAUAGUCGACAAGGUCGCGGUCACAGACAUCCUAGCAAUCAUUAUCAAAGAGGUCGUGGUGUCCCUAGGCCAGGAGGAGGAAGACAACUUGCAUUGUCCACAGAAGGACCCACGACGACGAAAGGAGCCUCUAAAAUUAUUGGCGUCUGUAGAGAGAUGUGUCCCGCAAAGGAAAGAUUGUUACGGGAACGUGAAGGCCUUCUCCACCAAUUUGAAGUAUUUGAGCAUCCGACGUCGUCCUCGUCAUCAUGGCCUGUUGAAAGCUCUGGUAAUGUUGGACCGUGUGAAAUCUUACGAGACGGAAGAAAUGGGAGACGCGGUGAUGGUGGCAGGGGAAAUAGAAAACUCCUCCCCAAAGCAGACUCAAAAAGGACCAUCAAGUCUUUCGCGAGAUCGGCUGCGGGUCAAGAUAAAACCCUUCCGGAGGAUUUGAGACCACCAAUAAUUCUGAAGGAAACCGUGGAAUACUUGUGUAAAGAUAUACUUCCGAGAACAGACUGUCCAUUCAAUAUCGUGUAUGACUUUAUAUUUGACCGACUGCGAGCAAUUCGUCAAGAUAUGGUCAUUCAAAGGAUUGAAGAUAAUGACGCUAUCAAAAUUUUAGAGACCAUUGUCAAAUUCCAUAUUUACGCCGAAUUUAGGUUGCGAGAGGAGCAUAUAUCCAUUUACGAUCCUCACAUAAAUCAAAAACAUUUAGUCGAUUGCCUUCGUAAAUUGUUGGUCUUAUAUGAAUUUAAUAAUUACAAGGACUCGUCACGUCAUGAAUUCGAGGCGUUGAAUUGUCUCGUCUCCAUAAACUCUUACCAAGUAGUGACACGAGCGUAUUCAAUCAGGACUGAAAUGAAUUCGAAUGUUUUAAACAUUUCAAUUGAAAUGGCACUGGCAUAUCAGUGUAAAAAUUUUGUCGAUUUCUUCAGAAAAAUUGGACAACUGCCAUGCAUUUUGCAAAUGUACUGUGAACGACAUGUCCAAUCCAUGCGACAAUUUGCCUUUCAUAUAAUGUGCAUGGCAUAUGGGGUGAGAGAUUCCUGCAAGAUUCCCUUAUCAUGGAUAACCUCACAACUCUUGUAUUCCUCCAACGAUGAAACCCACACGGACCUAGGCAAAUUAAAUGUCGAGAUCAUACGAGAUAAUGUUACAAAUGAAAAAUACGUCAGAUUUAAAAAAUCGCAAGCUGAUAUGAUGCAAUCGGCUACUGGAAUCAAGUACAAAUUUCUCUCAUUGUGUAUUCAAUCUAUUGUUCAAGAUGGAAAUUUAUCCAAGUUAUGUUUGAGCUUAUAACAGUUUUAAGCACAUAAAAUAAUUAUGCUAAUUUUAUGCAUGAGAGGCAAUGUACUACACAAAUAACAAAAUAAAUAUUUAUAGUUUUCUUAGUUUCUUAA